CAGAAGGAUGCCUCCCUCGCGCCCUCUCCCUCGCCCACACACCGUCACGGACCCAGAAGAAUGCGCGCGCUGAGCAGGGGCGUCACAGUAGUUCACGCGCAGCGGCAGAGCGUGGGCGCAGUUUUGGACUAUGGCGCAAAAAAGACCUCGGACCGAACGUGAAAGUGUCUAAGUUUAUAAAAUGGUUGCUAUUUAUUGAGUGGUAGUUUUCUUUAUAACAACUACAAGACGAGCGAAAAGGGAUUCGUGUUCCCAAGAGCAUGAAACCAACGUCAUCUCUAAAGUAAUUUGGAGCCACCGUCACAUAAGGAGAUGUAUACCCGGGAUGAGGUGCUGACAUGUCCCGCAGGACAGAUUUGAUCCCUCAUCGUCUCCUCAUCCCUACAACAGGAUUUUAAUGGUUGGAACGAUCCGUCCCAGAAUCCACUACUGCCACCAGAGACACAGUCUGGUUAUCACUGGAGCCAUGGGAGCAGUAAGAGUCAACAGAUACAGCAUCGUAUCCACAGACGACGACACCCUGAAGAUCUCCAGCCUGGGUCUCCACAACGGCCACGGGCCCCUCGCACAGCAGACCCUGGCUGGGGCCCGGGGCAGGAGCGAGGCAGGAGGAGGAGCAGUAGCAGGCGGGGGGGUGCUGGACGAGGAGGAGGGGGGCGGAGACGGCGACGGAGGAGGAGGAGGAGGAGGGGGGGUCAUAUCCCUGAGAGCGGCCAGCGAGCCGGUCCUGUACAACGGGCGGCGGCCCUCCCCCUCGCGGCGGCUGGGCGUGGACCUGGCCAUGGGCUGGGGCCUGCACAAGGGCCGCCUGCGCAGCCGCUUCGUCAGGAAGAACGGCCAGUGCAACGUGGUCUUCAACAACAUGGAGGACAAGCCGCGGCGCUACCUGGCCGACAUCUUCACCACCUGCGUGGACAUCCGCUGGCGCUACAUGUUCCUCAUCUUCACCACCACCUUCCUCCUCUCCUGGCUGCUGUUCGGCCUGGUGUUCUGGGGCGUGGCGUUGGCGCACGGGGACUUUGACCUCCGGCUGACCCCGGGGGGGGCGGGGCAGCCCGCCGAGGUCACGCCGGGCGGCCCCGAGUGGCGGCCCUGCAUCCUCCACGUGCAGGGCUUCAUCGGGGCAUUCCUCUUCUCCAUCGAGACGCAGACCACCAUCGGCUACGGCUUCCGCUGUGUGACGGAGGAGUGCCCGGCCGCCGUGGUGACGGUGGUGGUGCAGUCCAUCGUGGGCUGCAUCAUUGACUCCUUCAUGAUCGGCACCAUCAUGGCCAAGAUGGUGCGGCCCAAGAAGCGCGCGCAGACGCUGCUGUUCUCGCACAACGCCGUGGUGGCGCUGCGCGACGGCAAGCUCUGCCUCAUGUGGCGCAUGGGCAACAUGCGCAAGAGCCACAUCGUGGAGGCGCACGUGCGGGCGCAGCUCAUCCGGCCGCACGUGACGGAGGAGGGCGAGUACCUGCCGCUGGAGCAGAAGGACAUCGACGUGGGCUACGAUGACGGCCUGGACCGCCUCUUCCUGGUGUCGCCGCUGGUGGUGGUGCACGAGAUCAACAAGAACAGCCCGCUGUACUGCCUGAGCCGUGACGAGCUGCAGAGGGACAACUUUGAGAUCGUGGUGAUCCUGGAGGGCAUGGUGGAGGCCACGGCCAUGACCACGCAGGCCCGCAGCUCCUACCUGGCCCGCGAGAUCCUGUGGGGCCACCGCUUCGAGCCGCUGGUGUUCGAGAAGGGCUACCGCUACCACGUGGACUACUCCCGCUUCCACCACACCUACGAGGUGCCCACCACGCCCCUCUGCAGCGCCAAGGAUCUCUACCACAUGCGGGGCCGGGACCCCUGCGCCACCCCCCCCUCCUCCUCCUCCUCCUCCUCCUCCUCCUCUGGCUCGCGCUCCCCGUCGCCGUUCGUGCCGCGGGUCAACCACCGCCUGCUGCCCCCGCACUCGCCCAGCGCCUUCUGCUACGAGAACGAGGUGGCGCUGUGCUGCGGCGACGAGGAGGAGGAGGGGCCGGAGGGGGAGGAGGAGGAGGAGGAGGAGGAGGAGGAGCGGGGACAGGGGCUGCAGGAGGAGAGGCAGGAGCUGAUGCAGGCUAAGAAGGAGGUGGGCUGGAACGACCUGCGUCUGGGCUUCACCGAGCGGUUUGGGGAGGAGCAGGCCGCGGAGGCGCUGUGCGUCCUGGACCUAGAGAGCCAGAUCGACUACGACCGCCUCCAGCCGGCGCUCCCGCUGUACAUCAGCAGGGAGUCCGGGGUGUGAGGACGUGUAGGGACACAGCCGGGUGGGUCAUGUGACUCGCCGGGGCCCCUCUCUGGUUCGUCUGUCGUCGAGUCGUGGCAUUGACAAUACAAGGAAUGGAAGCAAACACCGUUUGGUCGUUUUAUUUAUCAGAGACAUGGGUAUCUCCAGUACAUGUAUUUAAAGUCAAAGAGGUCCAUGUUGUGCUAAAUCGUCCGUCUCCUUAAAAACAUUUACAGCGUUGUAUAUUCCCUUUAAUGUAUAACUUGAUUUUAUUUUGUAAAUACUGUCUAAGGCGUUACAUGUGACCGCAGAUUCAUGUUAUGAAGGAGUUUCAGAGAGUCUUCAAAAGUGUACGGAAGAACAAGGGUCCUAUAUGUCUAAUAUUCCGGUUUGCACACACAUUCUCAGCCUGGGAACAAGACACAUCUCACCAGCUCAUGUUUCAUUUUCUCAGCAGAUAAGCUCUUGCUCCCCUUCAAUACCAAAAGGCUCCUCAAUGAAGUAGACUGAUCAAUCACAAAGGUUUGUCUAAUAUGAGGCAGGAUAAAUACGAUGAUGUGCAGAGGAGUGCCGUACAGGCAUUUCAAAUACAGAUGUCUGCUGCUGAUGUCUAACAGGUUGUUGAUUCCACUUGACAGAGUGUGAAACAAAACUGGAAGGUAGAUUUUCACUAAAAGAGGAAAAAACGCCUGCACUUGAAGCUUUUGCUGAGAAGAAAGAUGUAUUUUGUUACUAUGAUUUAUUGUAGGCCUAUCCAAUUGCGUCCAGAGGCAUUUAGUCUGUUCAGGUUGGUGACGCCCCUUCGAAAUCGAAAAGAACAGACAGGUUCCAGACUAAUGGCAGUUCGCAUUUUGUCUAACGUUGCCAGGCUAACAAAUUCUACUUUCAGAGUUAGGAUGAUGAUGUCUUUUCUUAGGACCUUUGGGAACUCUGUCUUCCUGCUUGAGAUUUGUUUUCUAAAUGAAUUAUACUCAGAAUGAAUCACAUUCCAUAAUACAUAAAUAAAGCAUGACCCAGCCCUUAUUCAAACGAAUAUGUACAGUAACAGGAGCAAACCACUCUAUUCUGUCGUUUCACCAUUAUUCAGACUUUGUAAAA
Gadus morhua (Atlantic cod) is the source of this 3337-nucleotide messenger RNA. Its product is annotated as ATP-sensitive inward rectifier potassium channel 12-like. The record is from RefSeq and is a predicted model, not a curated record. Gene Ontology annotation, biological process: potassium ion import across plasma membrane; regulation of monoatomic ion transmembrane transport. Gene Ontology annotation, molecular function: inward rectifier potassium channel activity. The coding region runs from base 398 to 2257 and encodes 619 amino acids. The transcript is spliced from 3 exons. Gene Ontology annotation, cellular component: plasma membrane. Lineage: Eukaryota; Metazoa; Chordata; Actinopteri; Gadiformes; Gadidae.